Molecule: messenger RNA, 2937 nt
Organism: Phytophthora nicotianae INRA-310
Lineage: Eukaryota; Oomycota; Peronosporomycetes; Peronosporales; Peronosporaceae
Exons: 1
Coding region: 813-2846 (677 amino acids)
Biological process (GO): transmembrane transport; amino acid transport
Cellular component (GO): membrane
Molecular function (GO): amino acid transmembrane transporter activity
Source: RefSeq, a predicted model, not a curated record
ACAGGACUCACCCACCGUCCAGCAAUCUCGGGAUCUCAAGAAGCAAUUGCCCCGGGCAAUGUGCUGAUCGUAGACGUAGGUGCAACUCAACUUCUUGCUAUCCAGCGGACCAGUUCUGCUCGAGUCGCUGGUCUUUUGCGGAUCCGAGCCGGACCAAAGUGGAUCCCAGAUAGGACAAACCAACGGCAAACCAUUGGUUUUGAAAACUAAAAAAAAAAGGUGUCGUUCAGACGGUGUUUUGUAUGUUUGUAGACAAGCACAGCCCGUGCAAGAAAAAAAAAAUUGCUGGCGGCAAGCAAUUCGACUAAGAGAAGCUUCCCGCAGUGCAAAGGCGCAAUGCGGGACACACUGCAGGGUGCUUCGUGUACAGGUCUCAUCGCCAAUCUUCUCUUUCGAGCAGAUGGAGUGACAACCAACGAUGACAACUGUUUCUUGAAAAAUGAAAACUUUUGGCUGCCGUUGCACCUCGAAUUCGGCGUCUCGAAUCCCCUUUCGCGAACGGGAGAGCCUACUCUCUCCUUUGCAGACACCCAAAACGCUGAUCCAGAAGAUUGUCACCAAUUGGUAGUGCCAGAGGGAAGGGAGGGAUGACCCGUCUUGAUCUUUCCACUCUGUUUCUCGUCGGGGCCUAACGGGGAUUGGCGACAAUAGUACUGAGCAUUUUUCUGAGUACGGUAGUAUGUAUAGAAGGAUAAUGCUACGCCUACAUCGUAGAUUUUAUCAUUUGAAAACACCUUUCAGUUCUGCACUAUUCCUCAUUUUGCGGAGUCGGUCUCAAGUCAAGUUCUAUCACCUCACCAGCCAAGUUAUCCAUGGAGUCGAGCAGCUACCUCGAAGUUGCGUCGCCGGUGCCUGUCAUGGGAAGUGGACUCAACGUCCGUCGUCGCAAGAUUGAGAUUGAAGUGGAGGAAGGUGCAGCACGGGGUCCUACCUGGCAAUUUCCCCGUUCCGGCACCUCUCAGCACGUACACGUGCCGGAAUCCGAACUCGCCGAGAUCCAACACCAAUUGGACCAACCACGCAAACUGUUGUCUGAAUGGCCUGCCACCGCUAUCAGUGGCAACGACAUUCUGGGCAGUGUGCUGUAUGCAGCUGCGUCGGUGGUUGCCAGGGCCGGCAAACUCAUGCCCGUCUCGCUGCUCAUGGUGGCGAUCGUGCUCUACUUUUUCCGGUUUAUCUACGAAGAGGUGGUCACCGCUAUCCCCAUGAACGGAGGUACCUACAACGCCCUAUUGAACACCACGUCGAAGCGUGCAGCGGCCGUGGCUGCCUGUCUGAGUAUCUUGUCGUACGUGGCCACGGGUGUGGUCUCAGCUACGUCAGGCGUUCACUACCUAGACACGCAAGUGGAUAUCCCCAUUGUGGCCUGCACCAUCGCGCUCUUGUUCGCGUUCGCACUGCUGGCUCUUGUGGGCAUCGCUGAAAACUCCCGUGUCGCCCUUGUCAUCUUUCUGCACCACAUCGUGGUACUGAGCAUUCUGGUGGUGUCCUGUGCGGUGCACGGUAUCAAAAACCCGGACAUUUUCCGUGAUAACAUGAACGCCGACUUCCCCGAGGUGGACUUUGCCGGAACGAUGUUGGACGGCAAUGCGUUCACUGCCGUGUUCUUCGGUUUCGGUGCUGCCAUGCUGGGUAUCACCGGCUUUGAGUCAUCGUCCAACUACGUCGAGGAACAAGCCCCCGGUGUGUUCCGCAAGACGCUGCGCAACAUGUGGGCGUUGGCCUCAUUCUUCAACGUUUGCCUUGGAGUCGGCAUCCUUGCGGUUCUUCCGCUUGGCGGUGACGGUGGUAUCUACGCAAGUAAAGACGCAUUGCUGUCGAAGGCCGCUGAGGUGGCUCUCGGAAGCUGGUUCAGUACCUGGGUCAGCGUGGACGCAUUCAUCGUGCUCUCGGGUUCCGUUCUGACCUCUUACGUUGGUAUCUGUGGAUUGGUGCGUCGACUUGCAACGGACCGGGUGUUGCCGAGUUUCCUGGCCAAGACCAACCAGUUGCGCGGCACGAACCACUACAUCAUUGCCGCAUUCUUCCUGUUGUCGGCGAGUCUCGUGCUGAUUCUCAACGCUGACUCCACGAUCAUGAACGGUGUGUACACAUACGCAUUCCUGGGUUUGAUGGCGCUCUUUGCGAGUGCUGCUAUGCUACUCAAGGCGAAGCGACCUGAGAUCCCACGCGAUGUCAUUGCGCCGUGGUCUACACUGGUGCUGGGAUUGAUUAUGGUGGUGGUGGCGAUUUUCGCCAACCUGCUCGGAGAUCCGUCGGUGUUGAUGUACUUUGCAUUGUACUUCAUCGUCGUGGCUCUUGUCAUGUUCAUCAUGUUCGAGCGCGUCACGAUUCUGCGCUGUCUGUUGGCACUCAUGAAGAAGACGGCGCCGUCACAGUACGCGAAGGAAACUGCUGUCAACUAUUUCCGCACGCGUGACACCCCAGAGGUGGAGCACACGGGAGCUCGCGGAGGUCGCACGAUCGCUCGAGCCAUCACGAGUAUCCGCAGUGCUCCCAUCAUCUUCUUCUGCAAGCGCCCAGACUUGACAAUCAUUAACAAGGUGAUCGUGUACGUGCGUCGCAAUGAGCAGACGCACACACUCCGUAUCGUGCACGUGUUCUCGGACGAAGAGAGCGACGCCCCCAUGCUGGAAUCGUUCCGCAACUUGGCGAUGCUGUUCGACAGCAUGUACCCGAAGAUCCGCAUCGACUUCGUAUCGGUUCAAGGUGAUUUCAACCCCGCGACGAUCGAGUGGCUGUCGAAGAAGAUGGAUGUGCCGCGCAACAUGAUGUUCAUCACGCAGCCCGAUAUGGUGUCGGCUGAGCGCGUGUCAUCCGUUGGAGUCCGCGUCAUUACAGCAUGAUAACGUGCUUGCUUGACUAUGUCAGGUUCUUUUGCAUGGUUUCCCACCUUCUAAAGUCUGAAAUGAAUAUCUACAUUUUUUUUUAAAACAA